Dryobates pubescens (Downy woodpecker) is the source of this 3578-nucleotide messenger RNA. It is a transcript of the gene ACOX3, whose product is annotated as acyl-CoA oxidase 3, pristanoyl. Gene Ontology annotation, molecular function: FAD binding; fatty acid binding; pristanoyl-CoA oxidase activity. NCBI's taxonomy places the organism in Eukaryota, Metazoa, Chordata, Aves, Piciformes, Picidae. The transcript is spliced from 18 exons. Bases 61 to 2181 code for a protein of 706 amino acids. The record is from RefSeq and is a predicted model, not a curated record. Gene Ontology annotation, biological process: lipid homeostasis; fatty acid beta-oxidation using acyl-CoA oxidase. Gene Ontology annotation, cellular component: peroxisome.
GCAGGCUGCUGCCGUCAGUUCCUGAGGCGGGGACGGCGGCGGUCGCAGUUGUAGCUGGCAAUGGCAUCUCCACUGAACCUGAAAGAAGCCCCUGGCAACCAAAGCUCAUGGGAAAUGCUGCUGCCAGAUUUCCCUAAAGGGCCACUUUGCAGCUAUCGUAAGAAGGCUUCCUUCAACUGGAGAGAGCUGGCAGUGCUACUGGAUGGUGAAGAUAUCAUCCAGCUUAAGAACAGAGUCUUCUCUGCUCUGGAGAGUGACCCUCUCUUUGCACAUCACCCUGGAGAAGAUCUGUGCCGUGAGAAAUACCAGGAGCUGACGUUCCUGCGCUUGAAAAGGCUCUUUGAGUAUGAGUUUGUUACUCAACAAGAGGUCAUGGAGAACCCACUGAAGCUACUUACUAUGAUAGCCUCUGUAGGAAUGUAUGACUGGUCUGUGUGUAUCCAGUACUGCUUACAUUGUGGGGCAUUUGGAGGUGCAAUUUUGAGUGCUGCUAACAGAUUUGCAGACAUCAUCCAAAAAAUUUACAGCAUGGAGAUUUUUGGAUGUUUUGCCCUGACUGAGCUCAGCCACGGAACCAAUACUAAAGGAAUCCGGACCACUGCCACCUUUGAUCCUAGCACUCAGGAAUUUAUCAUCCAUACUCCUGACUUUGAAGCUGCAAAGUUCUGGUCUGGUAAUAUGGGGAAGCAUGCCACUCAUGCAGUUGUGUAUGCCCAGCUCUAUACCCCUGAUGGGCAGUGCCAAGGGUUGCAUUCUUUUCUUGUACAGAUUCGAGACACAAAAACUCUCCUGCCAAUGCCAGGUGUGAUGGUAGGAGACAUAGGGAAGAAAGUUGGGCAGAAUGGGUUUGAUAAUGGAUUUGCCAUGUUCCACAACGUCAGGAUACCAAAAGAGAACAUAUUGAAUGUGGCUGGAGAUGUCACAGCUGAGGGGAAGUACUCAAGUGCAGUCCAGGAUGCCAAAGAGCGUUUCAGUGCAUCUCUGGGAUCCCUGUCCACAGGCAGAAUUAUGAUCACAACCAUUUCCCUCACCAAUUUAAAGCUUGCCUUGUCCAUUGCCAUUCGCUUCUCAGCAGCCCGCCGCCAGUUUGGGCCAACCGAGGAUGAAGAAAUCCCGGUUCUGGAGUACCAAACACAGCAAUGGCGCCUGCUGCCUUACCUGGCUGCUGCAUAUGCCUUGGAUCACCUCUCCAAAUCCCUCUUUGGGAACUUCAUAGAGUUUUAUGCAGGCUUGUUGACAAAGCAAAGGAGUCAGAGACAGGCUGAUAUGGGACGUGAGAUUCAUGCCUUAUCCGCUGCCAGCAAACCACUGUCUUCUUGGACUGCACAGCAGGCAGCCCAGGAGUGCAGAGAAGCUUGUGGAGGACAUGGUUACCUUGCCAUGAAUCGCCUGGGUGAGAUCCGCAACGACAACGACCCCAACUGCACCUAUGAGGGAGACAACAACGUCCUGAUCCAGCAAACCAGCAACUACUUAAUCAGCUGGAUGAGCUGCAUAAGAGAUAAAGCUUCUUUUGAAUCCCCUUUUGGAACAAUAAACUUUUUGCAAGACUAUCAUCGUAUCCUUGGCUGGAAAUUCGCAGCCAGCAGUGUUGAAGACUGCAUGGACUCCUCAGUUGCUUUAGCAGCAUAUCAAUGGCUGGUUUGCUACCUGCUCCGAGAAAGUGACCUGAAGCUGAGCAAGGAGAAGCAGUCUGGGAGAGGUGACUUUGAGGCAAAAAACAAUUGUCAGGUGUACUACUGUCGGUCCUUAGCCAUUGCCUUCAUUGAGCAGACAGCCCUGCAGAGGUACCAUGACUACACACAUGACCCCAGCAUCCCACCUGCUCUGCAGCCAGUGCUGAAGAAUCUCUGCGCUCUCUAUGGACUCUGGUCUUUAAGCAAGCAUCUAGCUGUGCUCUACCAAGGUGGCUAUGCUGAAGGCGAACGUGCUGGGAAGUUUAUCCAGAAUGCUGUUCUGGAGCUGUGCUGCAGGCUGAAAGAUGAUGCAGUCGCCUUGGUUGAUGUCUUUGCUCCUCCUGACUUCAUUCUCAACUCUCCCAUUGGUAAAGCUAGUGGAGAGUUAUAUAAAAACAUGUGGACAGAGAUCCUUCAAGGCAACAAAGCUCUGAGCAGACCUUCGUGGUGGGCAGAAUUGUGUGUCAACAAGCCUGUGGUGGGCAGGCUGAGGGCAAGAUUGUAAAGCAAACCACUUGUAAGAGGCUGGAUGGGCCAGAGGUGGAUGGAGACAUCAGGAGAAAGGAGAACACGUGUCAAGCACUGAAAAUGAGAGAGGAUUCUGUAGAGAAAUGCCAAGUUAUCUUACAACUUUGAAAUCAAGUCCAAGUUGAUCUCAGGGACUGGUAACACACCAAUGGCAGGAGCAAGAGCAGCACAUCUGCACACUGUUCACAUUGACUCAGCUCAAUGCAUAAAGCUGAGGAUUUGUUGUGGUUGCUGCUUUGCAGAGGUCCUAUCAAAGCAAUGUUCAGUCAGCCUCUGGACUUUGCUGUCCUGUUACAGAAGUGAAAUAAUUCAAAACCAUUUCCCACCAGGGAUUAUGAAUAACCAGGACAGCCUGAGGGAUUUGGGGCUGUUCAGUCUGGAGAAGAGAAGGCUCUGAGGAGACCUCAUUGUGGCCUUCCAGCAUCUGAAGGGGGCUACAAGAAAGCUGGGGAGGGUGUCAGGGAGUGAUAGGACUUGGGAGAAUGGAGCAAAAAUACAAAUGAGUAGAUUCAGCUUGGAUGUUAGGAAGAAGUUUUUCCACAUGAGGCUGAUGAGACACUGGAGCAGGUUGCCCAGGGAGGUGAUAGAAGCCUCACCCCUGGAGGUUUUUGAGGCCAGGCUGGAUGUGGCUCUGAGCAGCCUGAUCUAGUGUGAGGUGUCCCUGCCUGUGGCAGAGGGGUUUGAACUAGAUGAUCCUUGAGGUCCCUUCCAACCCUGACAAUUCUGUGAUUCUAUAAGCUGAACAAAAGCAACAUAAAAGAGAAUUUGAAGAAAAACAAAACCAAAAACCAACCCCAAGAACACCAACAGUGCUAAACCUGUGUUCAGGGAUGGGACUCUUUCCAGCAGCCUCUUUGAAGUCUGUGAAGCUGGUCUGAUUUUCUUCAGAUGCCUCUGUCUUAAACUCCUGGAUUGCUCUCUCAGUGCAGGGGAGGGCUGGGAUUAGAGAUAAUCUGUCUAAAUUGUGUCUGAUUCUGUAGAUAAAAUUAAUUGAAACCAACUUGUUUAUGCAUCUCAUUUCAAACACAUAUGGCAAUGCAAACAUGGGAGGCUUCUCUGUGUUCUUGUUGGUUAGAACAUUUUCAGUCCUGCAAAGCCAGCCUCAAGCCUGGGAGACAGUGACACAGAAACUGUGCUGUGGGUUGGGUCAGAGUAUAUUCAAGUGAAUUAUUGUCAAUGUGGCCUUAUAAGGAUGUAUGUCAGUGGCAGGAGUUAUUGAACAGAGUGGGACAGUUCUCCCUCAGCUGGAUGAACUAUCAAAUGUGUGUAUUCACAAAUGGAAGAGACACUGACAAGGCUUUGACAAUCCAGAACUGUUUAUGAUCCACACAUGCUGUGGAAAGCAAAUUCAUUUUCCAUUCAUUGUAUCUGUGA